CCUCAUCCUCAGGGGACCCAGAUCCCCUCCCCAGCUUGGGAGGCUCAGCCAAGAACCGGAAGAGCCACUGAGGAUGAGACGCUUCAGCUGCCUUUGAAGAGGGGAGUCCCUCCAGCCCCAAACUCCAGUACCGGGUGGUUCCCUCCCUUGGCUGGGGGAACCUCGGAGACAGAACCCAGAAGAACCAUGGCUUCUGAUCUGGAGAGCAGCCUCACCUCCAUAGACUGGCUCCCCCAGCUGACCCUCCGAGCUACCAUUGAGAAGCUAGGGAGUGCUUCCCAGGCUGGCACUCCGGGGGGCAGCCGCAAGUGUCCACCAGGCUCACCCACAGAUCCUAAUGCCACCCUGAGCAAAGAUGAGGCAGCAGUCCACCAGGAUGGCAAACCACGAUACAGCUAUGCCACCCUCAUCACCUAUGCCAUCAACUCCUCUCCAGCCAAGAAGAUGACCCUCAGCGAGAUUUACCGCUGGAUCUGUGAUAACUUCCCCUAUUACAAGAAUGCUGGCAUUGGUUGGAAGAACUCAAUUCGGCACAACCUUUCUCUCAACAAGUGUUUCCGGAAGGUGCCCAGACCCCGGGAUGACCCUGGGAAGGGCUCUUACUGGACCAUCGACACUUGUCCCGACAUCUCCCGAAAGAGGAGACACCCACCAGAUGAUGAUCUAUCCCAGGACUCACCAGAACAGGAGGCGAGCAAGAGCCCUCGGGGAGGUGUUCCAGGGAGUGGAGAAGCCUCACUGCCUCCAGAAGGGAAUCCUCAGAUGUCACUGCAGAGCCCCCCAUCUAUCACCAGCUACAGCCAGGGCACAGGAUCUGUGGAUGGUGGAGCAGUGGCUGCAGGGGCUCCAGGCCGAGAAAGUGCUGAGGGUCCCCCUCCCUUGUAUAACACCAACCAUGACUUCAAGUUCUCCUACUCAGAGAUCAAUUUUCAGGAUCUGAGCUGGUCCUUCCGCAACCUCUACAAAUCCAUGCUGGAGAAGUCCUCUUCCUCCUCUCAGCAUGGCUUUUCCUCUCUCCUGGGGGACAUGCCACCCUCUAACAACUACUACAUGUACCAGCAGCAGCAGCCGCCUCCUCAACAGCAGCAGCAGCAGCAACAGCAGCAGCCGCCGCCGCCACAGCCACAGCAACAACAAUCACAGCCACAGCAGCAGCAGGCACCAGCCCAGGGCCCCUCAACGGUAGCGGGUGCUCCUCCACUGCACACCCCAAGCCCAGAUGGUUGUACCCCACCAGGGGGCAAGCAGGCUGGGGCCGAAGGCUAUGGGCCUCCCUCUGUGAUGGCCAUGCAUCCUCCCCCACUGCAGCAUGGAGUCUACCACCCUCAUCAGCACCAUCCCCACACCCACCCUGCCCAGCAGCCGCCACCACCACCACCACAGGCACAAGGCCAAGCUCCUAUCAAUAGUACUGGUUUUGCCUUUCCUCCUGACUGGUGCUCCAAUAUUGACUCCUUAAAGGAAAGCUUCAAGAUGGUGAAUCGGCUCAAUUGGUCCAGCAUUGAGCAGUCACAGUUCUCAGAACUGAUGGAGAGUCUGCGACAGGCAGAGCAGAAAAACUGGAGCCUGGACCAGCAUCACAUUGCCAAUCUGUGCGACUCCCUCAACCACUUCCUUACUCAGACUGGUCACGUGCCCCCUCAGGGGGGUUCCCACCGGCCACCAGCCCCUGCCCGAAUUGCUGACUCCUGUGCCCUCACCAGCGGCAAACAAGAGCCAGCCCUAAACCAAGUGAACUCUUAUGGGCACCCACAAGCCCCCCACCUAUACCCUGGCCCAUCACCGAUGUAUCCAAUCCCCACCCAGGACUCAGCAGGAUACAAUCGCCCAGCACACCAUAUGGUCCCUCGGCCGCCGGUUCCACAUCCUGGUGCCAAUGAGGAGAUCCCUGAUGACUUCGACUGGGACUUGAUCACUUAGUGCAUCACAGAGUGUGACUCUCAGCCCAGGGCUGGUGGUGAAGCCUGGCAGUGGGGAAAGAGCAGCCCCAGCCCAUCCCUUCUCCCCUUGCCUGUAUAUAGAUAUAUAUCCUCUUGUUUUGUUCUUUCUCUGUCAGAGAAGUCACCGCAAGAUGCUGCCGAAGAUAACCCCUUUUCCCUGCCUCAUUCUUCCUCUUUCUUCUUGUUUUCCCCGAUUCUUUUAUUCUUAUUAUGUUACUAUUAUGAUUAUUGGUUAUAUGCAGUCCCCUGUCUCCUAUCCCCAUACCAUCAACCAUGUGCACCCCUUGCUAAUUUAAAAUCAUCUGGCUGGAAGGCGAGGCCAUGAUAGCUACAGAGAAAGGUUUCCAACUCGGAUUUACCUUUCACUCUGAGAUAUUCAAUGCUCACCAUACCUUUCGACCUUAAAUUGUUUUCUGUUCCUAUCAAUUCAGUCCAGGACUGGAGAGGCCACAUUACCAAGUAGAAGGACCUCAAAUACUGCUUGGCAGCCAGGACUUUGCAGGUUUUACUCAAUGGUGCUAAUUUUGUCCUCUGAGCUCUUCCCUGUCCCUUCAUAUUUUCAGUCCUUACUUCUGUUGGUCCUCAUUCCCCAUUAAGGGUAAGAGUGAUGGUGCCCGAAGGUGACAACAGAACCCUAGUGGAAUAAGAGGCCUGGGUUGGGUGGAGUAGAAUACUGCAGCGGGCAAUGGAAUGUAAAACAUUCAGGAAUUGGUAUAUAAUGCUCUGUCAAAUCAACAUCAGUUGGCUUGUUCCGAAGGGAGAUAGGGCGGGUCUGGGUCAGAACUCUGUUGCUAUGGUAGGAAUGAGGACAACUCUUCAGCAUAGGCUCGGCUUUUUGGAGAUGUUUUCAGUGUAACCGUUUUGGCUUUUUAAACAUAAUUUUCUCUGGAAAUGUACUGUGGUUCUUAUCUGCAGUUCAGUUACAGAUCAGUCUUCAGUCCUCUUUCCCACUCAGCAAAUACUAUGCUGUCCUCCUUUGGUUGUUGGCUCAACUCCCCUACUCACCGUAUUUUCUUCCCUCAUUUUCUGGCAUUCUCAAGAUAGAAAAGUAACCCAUUAUCACUCUCAGUGUCAUCAUGUCCCAGGACAGGAUGGGAAUCUCUUUCCCACCGAUCAUAGCAGAACCAGCUUGAAUUGGUGGUAAGAGGGUGGGCAGAGGAAAAUGAAGCUGGCAUCGACACAGGAAGGAACUCUUUCAAUUCUUUCAUUAUAUAGGCACAUGCUCUGUUGGAAUCCAGACCAUUGGGGCUGUAACGUUUACAGUGGCCUUUGGAGGGGGUGAAGGAGCUUGGCAGUGUGGGGUAAACAAUCUAGAGGGAAGAGUUCAAUGAGAACCAAGGGAGACCCCUCAGGAAAAAGGUAUACGGAUAACUUCUCUCCUUUAACAAGGAGUGGCCGUGAUUUAUUGCUGCAGAGUACUCAGUGUAUAUUGAUAUUCAUUGUUGAAUUGUAGUCAUGGGUGGGAAGAACAGUUUUACUACCAUUUUUAUUUCUCUGUUUAGUUUCUGAAAGCUACGGGACAUAAUGUAUGGACUGGACAGGGCCACUCUCUCAGUGAUUUCUGUUUUUUUUGUUCAUAUUUCUUUAUUUACUGAUGAUUUUCAAAAGACUUAGCUUUCCACUCCUGAUUUCUCCCCCUCUCCCACCCCCUGCUUUCUUUAGAAGGGGGUUAUAUAUGAGGGUUGGUUGAAGAUGUCCAGUGAGGCUGAAGUAAAGAGGCAGGAAAGGGCAGUUGACUAAAGAGCACUUUAUUUCUUUGAAGUUCUUUGUAAGAAGUGGGGAUGUGAGUGGCUUGAAUCCCCCAUUGUGUUGGAGGGCAGUUAGUGGGGUUGAAGUAUGACAUAAUAUUUUAAAAUUGGGGAAAGGAGAAUUUCUCAUAGAGGGUGGCACAAUGCCUUUGCCCAGUGUUUCUAUUUUGGGCAUCUUUCUUAUUCCUUCCAAUCAAGGUGCCUCCUGCACACAACUUCCUAUCUGUUCUCCCUAAGAUGCCCACUUUACGUGUUAUCACUACUCUUUUGUAAACUCCUUUUCUACUCAGAUUCAGACAGUUUGCAAGGGUAGACUAAAUCAUCCAUGUAAAUGUCCCUUGUUUAUAAAUCAUCUGUGUCUCAAAGAAAACUAGUCUCAUUAAGAACUCUGGUGAGCUGCCAGAGUAACUGAAGUUUGGGGCUAGGGCUGGAGAUUGGCUGUCAGGCUUCCUUGGACUUAAGGUCCCCUUCACUAAACUCAGCCUUGCUCAGUGGCAGCAGAAAAUCCUGACCAUCUUUGGGCCUUAGUUCCCUAUUCCUCACCACAAAAUGGAAGAAUACUACUUUUUCUUGUUGGUUCAGCAUUGCUGGGCUGGAAGUAUAGUCAUUGUUGUUGUAUUGGGUGAUGUGUGCAAAACUGCAGGAGCUCACUGCCUGCAAGAUGAAAUAAGGGGGAAAGGAGGAGAGGGACAGAAGGAGCAAUUACUUGGUGUAGAUCCACCCAUCCCUGCCUUCCUCUCUUUAACCUCUAUGUUUCUGGUUUGGUGAGUCCUUCCUACCACUCAUAAUGCUUUGCAUUGGUGCAGGCUGGGAAGGGGGGGUAUGGUCUCACAAUUGUUGUUGUUGUUUUUUUGCAUGCUUUCAUAAUAAAAACCAAGAAGAAUGUU
Eptesicus fuscus (big brown bat) is the source of this 4575-nucleotide messenger RNA. RefSeq names its product forkhead box J2 (gene FOXJ2). Gene Ontology annotation, molecular function: DNA-binding transcription factor activity, RNA polymerase II-specific; RNA polymerase II cis-regulatory region sequence-specific DNA binding. Bases 187 to 1920 code for a protein of 577 amino acids. NCBI's taxonomy places the organism in Eukaryota, Metazoa, Chordata, Mammalia, Chiroptera, Vespertilionidae. The record is from RefSeq and is a predicted model, not a curated record. The transcript is spliced from 11 exons. Gene Ontology annotation, cellular component: nucleus. Gene Ontology annotation, biological process: regulation of transcription by RNA polymerase II.